Messenger RNA from Dichotomopilus funicola, 4113 nucleotides. RefSeq lists its product as uncharacterized. Gene Ontology annotation, molecular function: actin binding. NCBI's taxonomy places the organism in Eukaryota, Fungi, Ascomycota, Sordariomycetes, Sordariales, Chaetomiaceae. The record is from RefSeq and is a predicted model, not a curated record. The transcript has 4 exons. The coding region runs from base 1 to 4113 and encodes 1370 amino acids.
AUGUCGCUGAAUGGGUUGGACGAUGCGCGGGUCAAGGAGGCGUACGAGACGGCAGUCGCGGAACCUGGGGGAUGGUUCCUCCUGAAAUAUGCCAGCCGCGAUGAGGUCGAAUUGCUCGGCCGGGGAAACGGGGGGAUUGUGGAGGUCCGCAACAAUAUCGCCCAGUAUGAGGACAAGUCGCCGUUGUACGGCUUCCUCCGAUACAGGCGCCGCAGUGUCCUUAUCAGGUAUCUCCCAGAAGGCUGUUCUAGGUUAAUCCAAGCUCGGGUAACCGUUCACUUUGAUGCCAUUUGCGACCGGUUUUCGCCCCAUGACACUACCUUUUCGAUUUCCGAUGCUAAGGAACUGAAGGACACCAAGCUGUCCGCGGCUUGCUCGCUUCAUGCCGCGUCUGGUUCAACGUCUUCGUCGACGAGUUCACUCCGCCGAAGGCGCUUGAUGGAAAUUGCGGAAGAGGAGGAGGAGGAAGAGCGGGAGAGGAAGCGCCAGUCGUUGGUUAAAGAGGACGAGCGCCCAAUAACGUCCGCAACGCUCUCGGGGCCGCCUGUCAGACUCGACGCGGAUUUAGCCAAGGUCCCCGAAGCAUCGCGAUUUGCCAACGAGCUUGAGCCGCCUAACUUUACAGGCGUCCCGAGGCCGUCUUCUCCUGCCAAGUCAUUCGACGAAAGCUCGAGGCGCAUGUCCUCACAGUCGUCACGAACAAACGAACUCUACCCAACUUCUUCUUACCCAUAUUCAAAGCCGCGUGUCAAACUCGGCCCGCGACCAUCGGCAGAUACCGGACGCCCAGGCUCUUCCGGGGGUUCAGCAGCUCGGGUGGCGACGGUCCCAGCUGGUCUUAAAUCGAUGUCGAAAGGUCCUCGAAAGGCUCGUUCCCACUCGCAAGGCCAGGACGAUGGAGCUCCAGGGUCGCCCAACCAGGGGCAAGGCGAGAGUGCUUUCCCGUCUAUCGACGUUACCGGAGCUGAUGGGAACCUGUCACAGAAGGAACUCCCCCAAGUCCCAGCCGCCAGCGCGGCAACCGAGGCGCUAAUGGAGGCGAUUUCGGCACAGAAGGCUAACAUGCAGGCCCCGACUUCGCCUUCCGGGAAACAAAACGCAAUCUCCCCCGAAAAGGCCCGUCUUCUGAAGGCUAUGAAGUUGAGAGAGAAAAAGAAGCUGAAGAACCUGCAACCCACACUAAACGCUCCUGACACCGAUAUUCCAUCUGCCCCUAGCACGCCUGGGCUCCCCGAAGACGUACAGGAGUCCGAGGUGACAGCGGAGUCAAAGGCAGUAGCGACAGUAGAGACGCCGCUGGAACCCGAACCCCGGACUGAGGACUCUGAGCAACCGGAUGAUGACCUUGUGGCCAUGAAAUCCGACUCUGGGAUCGACGUUGCGACAGACCAAGCGUCCGUAAAUACCGUAGAUUCUCAUCCUACGACGCCUGGUGCCACCUCGGAGAUCGGCGAGUCUACCCAGGCUUCAUCCUUAUCUGACUCAACGGACGAGACGGUCUUGGCCAAGGAAGACCAACAAGACGACCCAGCCGACGAGCCGGAGCCCCGCGAAACUGCCGAGACUACCGGCGACAAGCCUGAAAUAGUACCGAGCGACAUUUCGCCCGCUGAGGACCGACCUGAUGAGAAGAAGGAAACCCCACAAGAUAGACAGUCACAGGCGACUAUCAUCGCGCCCAAGGAAGAACCCGUUGCGGAACCCGAGGAAGGUAUUGCGGCGCCCGAGGAACCCGCUCUAGUGUCCGAGGAGCCUGUCUCAGCAUCUGAAGCAGCAGUUGAAGAGCCCGCCGUCGAUAAAGAAGUGCCGACAGCGGACGCCGAAACGACGCCAACUCAAGCUACCCCCGCUGAGCAGGAGACAAAUGACAUUUUGCCGAGUGAGACAGUUCCGGAAUCAGGACCCGAUCCCAUCGUUCAGAAACCGACAGAGAGUGAUGCUGAACUCCCUGCUAUUGAACAAGCCCCGGCAGCACAAAUCCGGAUACCGGUAUCCAAGUUUUCGACACGGGAAGCAAAACCCACCUCAGCCGCCGUCGGCUCUGACAGCCCGCCAACUAUUAGUCAGGCCCCAGAGGUAGAUUCGCAGGAUGUUGAGCCAGUACCGCCCCCAGUGCCGGAAAAAGAUAAUGUUCUCCCUCAGCUGUUGUCGGCCGAGACGGAGUAUGUCGAUGGGAGGGGACGGAAGCUUCCAGACCCCAUUCAAACUGAUUUCGACUCCCCGGAAAACGACAAGCGCCGUUCGAUGAUUAGCAUCUUAGAAAACGACGGCCUCAUGGACGAAUUGCAAUCGGCCACCGUGCAGGAGGCCACGCCCGUUGCUGUGUCGAAGUCUCCGCUGUCGCCUUUCUUCGGGCUCGACCAGCCUUCUAAACAGCGGCCCGUUAGCGUCUUGGAGGAUACUGGGGCACAACGUUUUGCACGGACCGUCUCGAACCCAGUCCGUAACUCGUUCCUAUCCCCCAGUGAAAUGCCGUCUGGCCAGGCUCGAUCUGCCUCUGCCGGUACUGCCCAUCAACAAAGGGGCUUUCAACAACAGACACCGACCGAGGCACGACCCAAGAGUGCCAAGCUGGGCUCCAGCAUUUCACAGCGGAUCAAGGCCUUGGAGAAGUUCUCAAGUAGCCCACCGGGCACGGAGCCCGUGACGACACCCAAGGAUCGUCCUGCCUCAACAUUUUUCGCUGUCCGCAAAACUAGCAUACGAGAGCCGUCUCGGCCAUCGUCCGUGGUCGAUCGGGACAGCUCAGUGACAAGGGUUGCCUCACCUUCCCCACCAGCCUCGAGGGAUUCGACGUCCGCCGAGGCGACGAGGACCAUGGGGCGUGGGCGUUCCGGAUCCUUGGUCAACCGGCUGUCCAUGUUCGAAGGAGGUAUGCCUCCAAGAGGACGUCCUGAUUCUGUCCAGGUCACAGCUAGGAUCGUCCGGGAUCCGAGCAAACCGUUUUCCAAGGGCCUCGAGCCGAGCGGUGGCAACUCAACGGAAUAUGGUGCCCUGGACUUGAAGCAGUCGCCCUUGGUCGUGGAUGUGCAGAACCGCAUGGACUCUCGGAGUCCCGUGCGGCCCCCGAGUUCCAACUCGGUGCGCACUCUAGAACGGGAUAUUGCCGAGCAGGCUAAGCAAUCUGUGAUUGAGCGACGGCAAUCCAAGCGGUCUCGGGAUGGCGAGGGAGAUUCCCCGACAGAAGCCACCGAGGGCCGUCGUCCCCGGCGCCGGUCAUCACUCUCGGUCGUCAAGGACUUCAUCAAAGACCGCACCGGGUCGGUCAUUGGCGGCAAGUCAGGCUCCAGCGACAGCCUCGGCUCUGCGGGCGUCACCUCGCCAGGCACCUCGCGGCCCCCUUCUCGCGCCCCAUCGGUGCAGCCAUCGGGCUCUCUCGUCCGCCGUCUAAGCGUCAGCAGCCGGCGCUCGUCCAUCGAGCGAAACCACACCCCGCUCUCCUCUGUGUCCCUUGCCACCAGCCGGGCCACCGACAUCAACUUCGACUUUGACGCCGACGCCAAGAACGGAAGCGGAUCGAGCGAGAAGCGAUUCGGCGCCGGCAGCUCAGACCCGGCCAGCCCCAAGAGCGGCAACGGGACCGGCAGCCGGGCGUCGAGGUUCAUGCGUCGCAUCUCCAACACUCUCGCUACCGGCCGGAAGACCGGGGCCCCAUCGAUCUCCCCCACAGUGACCGAGGAGAACGCCGCCGAGGUCGAAGCCGCGUCAAAGGGCAACUCGGCCAUCAACAGCGCAGCUACUCAAUCCCCGCCCAGCAUCGUGGCCUUCAUGGGCGAUGUCAACGUCCAGUUCCCGGACAACCUCCUGUGGAAGCGCCGCAGCAUCUGCCUUGACAGCACGGGCUUCCUGAUCCUCAGCGGCGUGCAGGGCGCGGCGAUGAUGCCCGCCGCUGUUCCCGGCAGGGACCGCCACGGCGCGCUGAUCAAGCGGUACCACAUGAGCGACUUCAAGGCGCCAUAUGCACCGGAUGUGGAGCUCCAGGAGCUGCCGAACAGCGUUGUUCUUGACCUGGUUGAAGGAAGCGCGGUGCAGAUCGCUUGUGAGGACCGGGCUGGGCAGAUGAGCAUUCUUCGCAUCCUUGAGGAAGCCCAUCGCAACCACUCCAACUUCUAA